AUGAGUCUGCGAUUGGCCUCGCUAGACCCCAACGAGCCGCGAGCUGCCAAGGACUGUAGGAAUUGCAAUCGCAGGCGCAUCAAGUGUGACAGAAGCAUUCCUACCUGCAAGAAAUGCGGCCUCCGGUCGUUGGAGUGUCCCGGCUAUGGACUGCGCAUACGCUGGGACCAGGGCGUAGCGAGUCGAGGGAAGCUGAGUGGCAUGAAGAUACCUGUGCUCGGCGGUCAGCCAGCUGCUCCUCUGGUCAAGACGCCCACGCCUCCUCGUAGCGAGAGUCCCCUCCCACACAUUCGCCAUGCGGCAACAUUCCCAGCUCGGGUGGACAUCACGAGUCUACUCGCGUCGCCUGCGCCUGCCAUUGCGGGCUCCAGUCGAGAGGAUUCCCAGCAAAACGCGCCUGGAAUAAUAUUCGACAAUCCACAUGCGCUGAACAUCAACCUGAGCGAACGAGAAGUCCCGUCCCCUCUGGAAGACCCAGCGGCGCAACGCCUAUUCAAAUACUAUGACCACUUUGUGUCUGCCACUUUUCCAUGGGUCGAAGGGCCUGACAACCACUGGCGAACAGUAAUGUUACCACUGUCACUCGAGUACAGGCCGUUGCUCCUCGCGCUGCUGGCAAUGGCGGCUGAGCAAUACUCGUCAAAGACAGGGUUUGAAUGGAUUUUUGCGGACGGAUCGUGUGGCUCUGCCCAGUUGCGAGACGACUGUCUCCGUCUUCUUUCGCAAGAUCUGAAGGACGAAGUCUCAGGCGCGGCGCCAGAUCAGCAACGACACUCGAGUGGAUUGCUUGCAGCCAUCCUCGCGUUGUGCAAUCUUGAGAUGGUGCGCUCCGAUUCUGCACUGUGGCGUGUGCAUUGGAGUGCAGCUCGAGCUAUCACACAUCGGUGGACAAGUCCCCCGAAUUCAGCCAUGAUGCUGAACUACAACGACAGAUUCCUUGUGGUCGAUGCUUUCACUUACGACGCACAUGCCUCAUGUACCACGUUCGAUGGAUAUCGGCAAAUUCCCAACGAUGUUGUCCACCCGCACGAUGUGGACAUUUUUAUUGAAUACUUCAGGCUGGUGCAGGACGUUACUCGUUUCGAACGAGCCCGUUUCGAGGAUUACAACCAUCCAGUGCCAGAGUGGCUACAAGACAGACACAGAAUACGCGCGGAAUUCGAGGCUGUAAGAAGACGAAACCAAGGCUUCAGCCAGCUAUUUCAAUUGGCAUCGGAAGAGAGAAAACACGACUUUGACGCCUUGAUCGACAUGUACCACUACUCAGCAAUGUUAUACGCAUUUCAGGUCGCUCUGCAUCCUGUGGCAGAUCUACUGCUGCGCCACGAAUGCGCAGAAGGAGCCAUUGAUAGCUUGAACCGAAUCAAGAGUCCAGAGGGCAUUCAACAGAACUUCGUGUGGCCACUCUUCGUGGUCGCAACAGAAGCAAGAGGCAUGGAGGAGGCACAGAAAUUUUGCGAGUGGCACCUUCUCGACGCUAUGGCGGGAACAGGUUGGGGAAACUUCUAUCCCGCUCUUGAAUUCUUGAAAAGAUUUUGGAAGACUACGCCUGGCUUGCACCCCACCUGGAUAACUUUCGCGAGGGAGGAGUCAGCAAGAGGGAUCAAGCUCCUGGUGAUAUGAGUGUUUAGAGCAUGUUUGGACAGUACACAGGUCGGGAGGGCAACAGCACCCAAGUAACACAGACCACGCAGCAAUGCAUUAAUGAAAUGAUCCUUCUCAGACACACGGCUUCAGG
Messenger RNA from Cercospora beticola, 1738 nucleotides. RefSeq names its product Zn(II)2Cys6 transcription factor. Gene Ontology annotation, cellular component: nucleus. Gene Ontology annotation, biological process: positive regulation of transcription by RNA polymerase II. Lineage: Eukaryota; Fungi; Ascomycota; Dothideomycetes; Mycosphaerellales; Mycosphaerellaceae. The record is from RefSeq and is a predicted model, not a curated record. Gene Ontology annotation, molecular function: DNA-binding transcription factor activity, RNA polymerase II-specific; zinc ion binding; transcription cis-regulatory region binding.